AAACGCCUUGGUUUGGCGGCCUUGCCACAUAGGCUUUCUUUCUCUCACAGUAAUCCGCGUCUAGACGCUAUCGCGGCCAAGAAUUCUUCUCUCCUCCCAGGGCGCCCAGAUCUUGGAUCGGCGAUAAGGUAUUCUCCUUCUCUAGCAGCGAUUGGAACGGCGGCGCGGCGAUCGAUCGAUCGAUCGCUGGGAAAAGAUCGGGAUUAGUCUUUCCAUCUCGGCGGCGGCAGUGGAUUGGAGCGAAAUUUCCUGUCCCAGGGGUCGUUAGUGUAGGGUUUGGGGCAAAGAGCAUGAGCGCAAGCGACGAGAAUGACACGCUGGUGAGAUGGGGUCUUCACUUGCUGGAGGUUCAUCCUUUCACUGGUAGCAACGAUACGCGAUCAUCGUCGCCCGAUUCUCUUCCUUGCUGCUGCCCGGCAGAUGGCACAGAGGACGACGAGGCCCUAGCAAUCUCUCUCCAGCAGCAUCUCUACACCGAGGAUACCACGCAGCCGCAACAGCAGCCACGGGAGGAGGAUCCCCCGAUCGGAGAUUUUUUUGACAAUCGCGACAAGGAGCAUCACAAUCUUAACGAUUACGGUUUGGUGACUGGAUCGGAGGAGAUCUGCGAGGAUUGCGCCGCCGAGGAGAUGAGCAUGGGCAAUCACCACUCUUCCAGCAGCAGCAGCUCCCCAACUUUCUCUUACGAUCAGCGCAACAACAGCACCAACGAGAACGAUGAGGCGAUUGCGGUUAUUCUUUCCGAGGAGUUGGCACAACUCGAUGGAGGAGAAGUUGGCCGGCGGCUCACACACAUGGAAUCCAUACCUCAUAUCCCGAAGAUAAAUGGAGAGAUACCGAGCCCGGACGCUGCCACACUCGAUCAUCAAAGGCUUCUUGAGAGGCUUCAGGUCUAUGGAUUGACAGAGCACAAGAUUCCUGGCGAUGGUAACUGUCAGUUUCGGGCGCUCUCGGAUCAGUUUUAUAGAACACCAGAUCAUCACAUGUUUGUCCGGAAAGAAGUCAUUAAACAGCUGAAGCAGGAUCCAGAACCAUACGAAGGUUACGUUCCAAUGAAAUUCAGCGACUACCUCAAGAAGAUGGCGAAGAAUGGGGAGUGGGGUGAUCACGUAACAUUGCAAGCUGCUGCUGAUGUUUAUGGGAUGAAGAUCUGCUUGAUUACUUCGUUCAUAGAUACUUGCAUCAUUGACAUCAUACCAAAGGAACCGAAAUCAGACAGAGUCAUAUUCUUAAGCUUUUGGGCUGAAGUGCACUACAACUCCGUGUAUCCGGAAGGAGAAGCCCCUGUCUCUUACACCGUCAGGAAGAAAAGGCACUGGUUUUCAUUCUUUGGUUGAAUCCAGUUCUUUUCUUCUUUCGCGAUUUUAAUCUACACCUAUAUACUUUUUCCUUUCUUGCUUCCCUCGCGCGCACCAUAUCUCUUCGUCUUCCAGCUAACAGUUUUCCAUACAACAAAAUUAUUUUAUUAGAUCACAGGUACUACAAGUUACAACUUCCUAAUUCGCCAGUGAGCAAAACGGCAAGUUGUUGCCAACACUCGUUCUUGUUAGCGGGUUCCAGCGGUCAAAAACAAUCCGCCCGCCCCUUCCCAUCCUACCACGGAACUGUGGCUUCGUGAACAGCAUCACCGGUUCCAUAGUAUCGAUGGAUCGAAUCGGGAACUACGCAAACACCAGAGCCACGUCAAGUUCCAACGAAAGCGAAAGCAAAAGAGAGCCAGCCACAGUACCUUUCUAGCUGGUCGUCCUCUCGACAGAGCAUGGGGUUGGCAUACUCGUAGGCGUCCCCGUUCAUCUGGUCCGUGCCUGCUUGCAAGUCGUCACUACGCUUUGGAAACAAGAGUUUCCGGGGCACUGUUGGUGGGAACAGGGACGCGCUGUUGAGGAACGACGUGUCCUCGUCGGCUUUGGAUUCGUGCUGUUUGUGAAGUUACGAGUGGGCAAAAAAGAGACACAGAGAGCUCACUUUCCAUAACAGGGGCGACGAAAACAAAAGUCACAGCUACCUUAUACUUGAUUUGGAGCCUCUGGAUGUGACCUUCACAGUCGGCCAGCUCGCGCUUCUUCUCUUCACGCUGUGCAGACGGCAGUGUCAAAUCAAGGUGGAAGAAGAUUCCAACGCCACUUACCUUUUGGACAGCCAGCAUCAAUGCUCUAGCUUGCUCCAGAUUGCGACGAACCUACGCGAGAGUUUUCACACCAUGUCAAAGAGACGAACACGCGGAAGUUUGUACUCACCUGGCGGAGCUUGUCAAAGGAUUGGACGUCGUUCUCACGCCUUUGCAUCUAUGAAAAAAGACCAGAAGAAGUUUUUCUUUUUGAAGGAAAAGCGAAGGAGAGAAAACUUGUGAGUUACCCGCCGGGUGUGAGGACGAUGAAUCUUCUCCCUCGGUCUAAAUACAUUAAAAGGAUUUGUGUCGUUCACCGGUGGGGGUGGCUGCAAGUUAUUUUCUUAA
This is a messenger RNA of Selaginella moellendorffii, 2455 nucleotides long. RefSeq lists its product as uncharacterized. The record is from RefSeq and is a predicted model, not a curated record. The transcript has 11 exons. Gene Ontology annotation, biological process: protein deubiquitination. Bases 291 to 1337 code for a protein of 348 amino acids. Gene Ontology annotation, molecular function: cysteine-type deubiquitinase activity. Lineage: Eukaryota; Viridiplantae; Streptophyta; Lycopodiopsida; Selaginellales; Selaginellaceae.